GUCAGGAAGUAGCGAACUAAUCGUAUUUUGCCGCACAGCAGACAAUUUAGUGGACGGUUGCCUUUACCCGUCAUAAAACUACCAUUUAAACCUGUUUUAAAUGCGCUAUCAGAUCACCAAUGAGAGCUGUUUUAACAGAAGAGAAAGAAGGCGACAGACAACGUGACAACGGGCCAGUUUUUGCAGGGCAUUCUGGUACUUGGAGUAUCGGGUGGGAUCAAUGCUCAAAAACUGCCAUUCAAGAAAAUAAUGGCGAUUAACGGUUGAAAGUGAGGGUUUUGGUUUUUAAGGAGAUGAGAGUGUCCCAGUGAGAGUGUUUUAGUGUCCCUUCCUUUUUAUUUAACAUACACAUUUUAAAUUAACAGUGAAUAAUGGCGUCUAACUUGAGUCGUGAACAAUUAGAAUGGGUUCUCAAACUGUUGCAGGUACAGUAAGAAAGACGGAAGGGAGGAAGGAGGUUAGGUGAAAAAGAUACCUGGAAAAGAGCAAUUGUGAGGGGUGAAAGGAAGGAAAGAAAAUUGCAGCAAAGAAAGCAUGUUACAAUGAAAGGGAAGUUUGGGGGAAGUAAGGAAGAAAGUUUCUUUUAAAGCGGGUCUUAGGUGGAAGGAAUGAGGUACAAAAGUCGCUUUAAUACUGUAUCAUGACGGAAGGAUGCAUGAGUAAAAAGCAACAAUGGAUGAAAAAGAUGCGAGAUAAAAAGAAUACUUUUGUCAUGUAAAAAUGCUAACUUCUCUUUACAUUUGUAAUAGUUUUAAAUGUUAUGUAUUUAUGGACAGUUAAAAAUGUUACAAUGUAACUUAAUUAAUCAUCUGAUGAGUGUUUUAAUUCAUUUUGGGGGGUGAAUUGGCCACUCAGUAACAACAAAUGCUGAGCACUUUGACAAGGAUCCCCACUCAGUAACAACAAAUGCUGAGCACUUUGACAAGGAUCCGUUUUGCGUAUUUGACUCUGGAAGGAAAAGGAGGUCAAUGUGUGCUCAUCUAUCAGGCAAACGCAACAUGCAUACGCUUGAAUUUUUGACACCGACGUGACACGGACACAACGACCGCCGCCAUGAGGAUGAAAGGUAAGGAGGGAGGAUGGGUGAAGUAAACAUGGAGAGGUAGGAAGAAAGAGAAAAAGGAAAUAUUGAAGGUGGGAAGUGAGAACGAAAUAAUUUGAGGAUGGAUCCAUGCUUGUAUUUUUGCAAUCUCGCAGUGGCAUCACCACUUUGGAGCGAGCGGACCCAGAGAAACGUACAGCGCAGCCAGCUUUCUUAACCGGCUGGAUUGAUCGUGAGUGAAAUGGGUGUCUGUCGAGAUCCAUUCCGGUCCAAAGAAUCUUUGUGAUGAAGCACCCGCGCGAUGUCCGCUUGUCACUGCUGAUCCUCCUGUCCUCUCUCACAUCCGUCAGCUCACAAGUCAACCCAGGUGUGUGUCGGUACCCCUUGGGAAUGUCUGGAGGACAGAUUCAGGAUGAGGACAUCUCCGCCUCCAGCCAGUGGUCCGAAUCCACCGCUGCUCGAUAUGGCAGAUUGAACUUCGAAGAGGGCGAUGGCGCCUGGUGUCCAGAGAUCACGGUGGAGCCGGAUAACCUGAAGGAGUUCCUGCAGAUUGACUUGCGCUCACUCCACUUCAUCACCCUGGUGGGCACCCAGGGUCGCCACGCCGGCGGCAUCGGGAACGAGUUCGCCCAGAUGUAUAAGAUCAAGUACAGCCGCGAUGGCAGUCGCUGGAUCUCGUGGAGAAACCGGCAGGGCAAGCAGGUGAUUGAGGGGAACAGGAACGCCUACGACAUCGUGCUGAAGGACCUCGAGCCCCCCGUCGUCGCUCGAUUCGUACGCUUCAUGCCCGUCACAGACCACUCCAUGAAUGUCUGCAUGAGGGUGGAGCUGUACGGCUGCGAAUGGCUGGAUGGGUUGGUGUCAUACAACGCUCCGGCGGGCCAGCAGAUGAAUAUACCCGAGCACGUCGUCUACCUCAAUGACUCUGUCUACGAUGGAGCCAUCAUCUACAGUAUGACAGAGGGCUUGGGCCAGCUGACGGAUGGCGUGUGCGGACUGGACGAUUUCACAGAGAGCCACGUGUACAACGUGUGGCCCGGCUACGACUACGUGGGUUGGAGCAAUCAGAGUUUCCCUGGCGGAUACGUGGAGAUCAUGUUUGAGUUUGACCGCAUACGAAAUUUCACCACAAUGAUGGUUCACUGCAACAACAUGUUCACCCACAACGUUAAGGCCUUCCAGCACGUGGUCUGCUACUUCCGCUCCGAGUCAGACUGGGAGGCCACGCCACUCGCCUUCAGUCCCUCGGUGGACGACGAGGACCCCGGCGCGCGCUUCGUCCCCGUCCCGUUGGCCAAUCAUAUGGCUAGUGCCAUCAAGUGCCAGUUCUACUUUGCAGACGUCUGGCUGUUGUUUAGCGAGAUCACCUUCCAGUCAGAUACUGCCAUGUAUAACACAACGCUGACUCCUCCCAAGGCAGGACUUCCGCCCAUCAUCCAGCCUGAGGAUGACCCAACUCAUAAAGUGGACGACAGCACUACGCGCAUUCUGAUCGGCUGUCUGGUGGCCAUCAUUUUCAUCCUGGUGGCCAUCAUCGUCAUCAUCCUGUGGAGGCAGGUGUGGCAGAAGAUGUUGCAGAAGAGCGAGACCUUCGCCUACAGUCACAACCAGUCGAGCGGCGGCACCAGUGAACAAGAGUCCAGCUCCACCUACGAGCGCAUCUUCCCGCUGGGCCCAGACUAUCAGGAGCCCUCACGGCUUAUAUGCAAGCUGCCCGAAUUCGCACAGAACUCAGAGGAACCUGCUUCCAGCAGCACGGUGGUCCAAGACGGUGUGCCACACUAUGCUGAGGCGGACAUCGUCGCCUUGCAGGGAGUGACCGGCAGCAACAUGUACGCCAUCCCGGCACUCGCCAUGGACUUGCUCUCCGGGAAGGACAUGGCGGUUGAGGAGUUCCCGAGGAAGCUGCUCACGUUCAAAGAGAAGCUGGGAGAGGGGCAAUUCGGAGAGGUGCACCUAUGCGAGGCAGAGGGAAUUCAGGAGUUUAUGAAUAAAGAGUUUUUAUUUGACGUGCCAGAAGAAGCGACAGUUUUAGUGGCGGUGAAGAUGCUGCGGUCAGAUGCGAGCAAAAAUGCAAGGAACGACUUCUUGAAAGAGAUCAAGAUCAUGUCUCGCCUGAAGGACCCCAACAUCGUUCGCCUGUUGGCCGUGUGCAUCUACAGCGACCCCUUGUGCAUGAUCACAGAAUACAUGGAGAACGGAGACCUCAACCAGUUUUUGUCCCGCCAUGAGCCAGAGGGACAGUUGGCGCUACUCAGCAACGCGGCCACAGUCAGUUUCGGCAACCUGUGCUACAUGGCUGCCCAGAUAGCGUCGGGCAUGAAGUACCUCUCCUCGCUCAACUUUGUGCACCGCGACCUGGCCACGCGCAACUGUCUGGUGGGCAAAAACUUCACCAUCAAAAUUGCCGACUUUGGCAUGAGCAGGAACCUGUACAGUGGCGACUACUACCGCAUCCAAGGCCGAGCGGUGUUGCCCAUCCGCUGGAUGUCCUGGGAGAGCAUUCUACUGGGGAAGUUCACCACAGCGAGUGACAUGUGGGCCUUCGCGGUCACCCUGUGGGAGAUAUUGAAUUUCUGCAAGGAGCAGCCUUACUCGCAGCUCACCGACGAGCAAGUCAUUGAAAACACGGGAGAGUUCUUCAGAGAUCAGAAAAGACAGAUUUACCUACCACAGCCUGUUCUAUGCCCAGACUCGCUCUACAAAGUCAUGCUGGACUGCUGGAGGAGGAACGCCAAGGAAAGGCCGUCCUUUCAGGAAAUACACAGAGUCCUCCUGGAAAUACAACCAUAGGCCCGCUGCGACGUUUGAGGCAGAUAACGACCGUGUGUGUCUGACGCGAUCCAGGCUUAAGCUACUUGCGGGCGUCACCCCGUGUUAGCGUUUGGAGAACACUGUGCGGCGGACGUAUAUGAGACGGACCGACCGUAGACACUCGUCCACAUAUUCCUAAACAAAACACAACACAAUGUACGGUUGUGCUACUCCUGUUUAACUGUAGCAAGUGACAUCCUGCACUUUUCAUGUUGUACAUUGAAAUAUGAAGUUGAAAUGUCACAUUUUAAGGUGACCAAAGACUUAUUUUUGUGUGUGUUAUUGUUCGGAAGACUGCUUGAAUGUAGCGGGGCGGGGGACAAUUGCAGCAGAUUUCAAGUGUUUCAUCUCAAGUCUCAUUGUGGAAUAAGAAGGAAACGUCAACGUCUGUAACGUCAUUCUUUCUUUGUCACUGUGCUGUCUCAAUGACGGUGUUUUUACGUUUUAACUACCAGUAUUUUGUACUCAUAUUUAUAUCUGUUGAUUUUCUGUUUCUGUGUGAUUUAUGUAUUUGUGUAUGAAUAUGCGCCUGUCUUUCAUGUUGGGAGUACUUUCUUGGAUGAGUAAUCUAACCACAAGUGGGUGGAUGGACAAUGCAAGAUAUGUCAGGAAGUAGAGCUGCUGGGAUAGAGGUCUACACGUUGUCAUGGGAACGGGGGCUGAAAAGUGUGUUACCUGCGCUGAGAAGGGCCAUGCAUGUGUGUUAAAUGUUAAGAUUUUAAUAGGGUUAAGUGGGGGUAGAUAAAUGUUUGUGUGUACAACAUUGUAAAUGGAAAUGUCUUUAUACUGUAUGUGUUAACAAACGUUGUACACUUGAUUUGUGAAAUAAAACGUGGAAUUCGAUCCCGAGUUAA
Hippocampus zosterae (dwarf seahorse) is the source of this 4710-nucleotide messenger RNA. It is a transcript of the gene ddr2a, whose product is annotated as discoidin domain receptor tyrosine kinase 2a. Gene Ontology annotation, molecular function: collagen binding; ATP binding; protein tyrosine kinase collagen receptor activity. NCBI's taxonomy places the organism in Eukaryota, Metazoa, Chordata, Actinopteri, Syngnathiformes, Syngnathidae. Gene Ontology annotation, biological process: multicellular organism development; cell surface receptor protein tyrosine kinase signaling pathway; protein phosphorylation. Gene Ontology annotation, cellular component: membrane; signaling receptor complex. The record is from RefSeq and is a predicted model, not a curated record. The transcript has 17 exons. Bases 1328 to 3835 code for a protein of 835 amino acids.